Lemur catta (Ring-tailed lemur) is the source of this 6279-nucleotide messenger RNA. RefSeq names its product hook microtubule tethering protein 3 (gene HOOK3). The transcript has 22 exons. Gene Ontology annotation, molecular function: dynein light intermediate chain binding; microtubule binding. The coding region runs from base 153 to 2309 and encodes 718 amino acids. The record is from RefSeq and is a predicted model, not a curated record. Gene Ontology annotation, biological process: cytoplasmic microtubule organization; cytoskeleton-dependent intracellular transport. Gene Ontology annotation, cellular component: cytoplasm; centrosome. Lineage: Eukaryota; Metazoa; Chordata; Mammalia; Primates; Lemuridae.
CGCUGCCAGCACCGGGGCGACAGUCGGCAGCCGGGCCGGGCCGAGAAGCAGGUGGGCCGGAGGCCGAGUCUGCCGCGCGGGCCCUCCGAGCGAGCCCAGGCCGAGCGGCGGCGUCUGGCUGCGGGCGGCGCCGCCAAGCCCCAGCGGGGACGAUGUUCAGCGUGGAGUCAGUGGAGCGGGUGGAGCUGUGCGAGAGCCUCCUCACUUGGAUCCAGACAUUUAAUGUGGAUGCACCAUGCCAGACUGUGGAAGAUUUAACGAAUGGGGUUGUGAUGGCCCAGGUUCUUCAAAAGAUAGAUCCUGCAUAUUUUGAUGAAAAUUGGCUAAACAGAAUCAAAACCGAAGUAGGAGAUAAUUGGAGGCUAAAGAUAAGCAACUUAAAGAAAAUUUUAAAAGGAAUCUUGGAUUAUAAUCAUGAGGUUUUAGGACAGCAAAUUAAUGACUUUACCCUUCCUGAUGUGAACCUCAUCGGGGAGCAUUCUGACGCAGCAGAGCUUGGCAGGAUGCUUCAGCUCAUCUUAGGCUGUGCCGUGAACUGUGAACAGAAGCAAGAGUACAUCCAAGCCAUUAUGAUGAUGGAGGAAUCUGUUCAGCAUGUUGUCAUGACAGCCAUUCAAGAGCUAAUGAGUAAAGAGUCUCCUGUUUCUGCUGGAAAUGACACCUAUGUUGACCUUGAUCGCCAGUUGAAGAAAACUACAGAGGAACUAAAUGAAGCUUUGUCAGCAAAGGAGGAAAUUGCUCAAAGAUGCCAUGAACUGGAUAUGCAGGUGGCAGCAUUGCAGGAGGAGAAAAGUAGUUUGUUGGCAGAGAAUCAGAUAUUGAUGGAAAGACUCAAUCAGUCUGAUUCUAUAGAAGAUCCUAACAGUCCAGCAGGAAGAAGGCAUUUGCAGCUCCAGACUCAAUUAGAACAGCUCCAAGAAGAAACAUUCAGACUGGAAGCUGCCAAAGAUGAUUAUCGAAUACGCUGUGAAGAGUUAGAAAAGGAAAUCUCCGAACUUCGGCAACAGAAUGAAGAACUCACCACCCUGGCCGAUGAAGCUCAGUCUCUAAAAGACGAGAUCGACGUGCUCAGGCAUUCUUCUGAUAAAGUGUCUAAACUAGAAGGUCAAGUGGAAUCUUACAAAAAGAAGCUAGAAGACCUCGGUGAUUUGAGGCGGCAGGUUAAACUCUUAGAAGAGAAGAAUACUAUGUACAUGCAGAACACUGUCAGUCUAGAGGAAGAGUUAAGAAAGGCCAAUGCAGCUCGAAGCCAACUUGAGACCUACAAGAGACAGGUAGUAGAACUGCAAAAUAGAUUAUCUGAAGAAUCGAAGAAAGCAGAUAAAUUAGAUUUUGAAUAUAAGCGGCUAAAAGAAAAAGUUGACAGUCUUCAAAAAGAAAAGGAUAGAUUAAGAACAGAAAGGGAUUCUCUGAAGGAAACCAUUGAAGAGCUUCGUUGUGUACAGGCUCAAGAAGGGCAGCUCACAACUCAAGGGUUGAUGCCUCUGGGAAGUCAGGAGUCUUCAGACAGUCUGGCAGCAGAGAUUACUACACCUGAAAUCAGGGAGAAACUUAUUCGUCUUCAGCAUGAGAACAGGAUGUUAAAAAUUAACCAAGAGGGUUCAGACAAUGAAAAAAUUGCCUUAUUGCAGAGCCUUCUAGAUGAUGCAAACCUACGCAAGAAUGAACUGGAGACAGAAAAUAGGCUGGUGAAUCAAAGACUUCUGGAAGCACAGUCACAAGUUGAGGAACUGCAAAAGUCUUUACAGGAUCAAGGCUCAAAAGCAGAAGAUUCAGUUCUUCUAAAAAAGAAGCUUGAAGAACAUCUAGAGAAGCUGCACGAAGCCAAUAAUGAACUGCAGAAGAAGAGAGCCAUUAUCGAAGAUCUUGAGCCAAGAUUUAACAACAGCUCCUUAAAAAUUGAAGAACUACAAGAAGCUUUACGGAAGAAAGAAGAAGAAAUGAAGCAAAUGGAAGAACGAUAUAAAAAAUACUUAGAGAAAGCCAAAAGUGUUAUCCGUACUUUAGAUCCUAAACAGAAUCAAGGAGCAGCACCAGAAAUACAAGCUCUUAAAAAUCAGCUCCAGGAACGGGACCGACUGUUCCACUCCUUAGAGAAAGAAUAUGAGAAAACGAAGAGUCAGAGAGAGAUGGAGGAGAAAUAUAUUGUUAGUGCCUGGUACAAUAUGGGAAUGACACUGCAUAAAAAGGCAGCUGAAGACAGACUGGCUAGCACAGGUUCCGGGCAGUCAUUUCUGGCUAGACAGAGGCAAGCAACCAGCACACGGAGAUCUUACCCCGGCCAUGUUCAGCCAGCUACAGCAAGGUAGAGAAGUAUUGCCAUUAGAAACAAAAAACAGCCUGCAUUCAAAGCAUACUUCUGUUCCAUAUAACAACAUUUCAGGAAAUUCAGCCAGCUUAUUUUUUGUUUCUCUUCUCUGUUAACAUGGAGUGUUUCUCAUUUGGGGACUUUUUCUCUCUCCUGUAUCUUUGUUUUAGAUUCUUUGUCCUUUAUUUUGUAGUCCUUUCAGUUCCUUUUAAUGUGCCAAAAAUUUAUACAUGUCCAAUUAAAAAUGUUGUAUAAUAGUGUAAUACUUUUCUUUGUAUGAAAAUGUCCUCUUCCCCAAAGGUGUAGGCUUUGUAAUGAAUUAGAUUUUCUGCCAAUAAUUGAUACACAAUUUAUAUUCCUUAUUGUGCCUAUGUGUUAUCAUGCUUUAUAAGAAUGUCUUUGUUUAAAGGGAAUUAAUCUUUUUAUGAUGUAUUAAUCUCUGUUUUCAAUUGUUUUCCAAAUGCACUUCAAAUAACUUGCAUAUUUACUAUACAAAAUGGUUGACAAGUGUUCUUUUUGCAAAGACGUAAAUACAUUGGCAGAGGUGCUAAUCAGAUAUUAUUUAAGGCACCUGGUAGAAUUAUUUAGAGAAAAAAUGAGUUUUCACAUUAUUUUGUAGGAAAUUUAAAUUUGUCCAUAGAUUUGGAGACUAUUUUUAAAACAUAAAUAUGUAAAAUUUCAUUAUUUCUUGCUAUCUUGUUUGCUGGCAGAAGUGAAUGCACUGGUGAGGUUAUUUGGGGGUAUAUUACAGAAAAAAAAAAGAUCAGGCAGUACAUUAAUUUUUUUGUUUGUUUUGGAAUAUCUUAGUAACUGAGGAUCUGAUGCUAACAAUAUGGUUGACAUUUAUACUUUCAGUUGCUCUCCACAUCUGAAAGAUUUAUUUAUCUUUCGUACGUAUACUUACAAGUUAUACGUAGCCUUACCUUUUGGGCUGUUUGUUCACUUGUGCCUCAUUUGUUUUGCUUAGUCCUUAAUGUAAACCCUUCCAUUUCUCAAUAAUUCCUAACAAUUAACAUCUUAAAAUCAGUCAUUAAGAUUAAUAAGUAACUUCUUAUAUGUGAUAUUAUGAUAAAUCUCUACAUUUUUUUCUUACGUCUAUUUACUAGUACAGGAAUUUGUUACUAAAUAGAUUUUCUUUGGUAUUGGGUUGCCUCAAAAUGCUUAUUCCUUUUGUCCACAGAUUGUAAACCACAUUUAUUUACAGUGAUGAAUGGCUGCCAAGUGAUCACAGUAAAGCACUGUGUAUAUGUAAGGUGCUAUAUAAAUGCGAAAUAUCAUUCAUUUGAAAAUGAGAUGUCUUCGGUCUAACUUUCCACGUUGACUUGUUUAAGUAUCUGAUCCCAAAUUAUAUUUAAGUUUCCCUCUGUCCCUUUUUUGGUACCGCAGCCCAUUUUUUUAAAAGCAAAAAAUUUUUGAAAUUAGGCGAGUUUUUUGUUUGUUUUUAGAUAGGUCACCUACUAGGAGGAUGUCAUUUCAUGUACUUGCUCUUUGGAAGUUCAGGUUUCAUUUAGUUCUGUAUAUUAAAUAUAAAUAAUUUUAAAUUAAGCUAAAUAUAAUUAAGAAAUUUUCAAAACUAUAUUCGUGUGUUUAAUUUUAAGUCCUUAUUUCCUUUUUAUAUAAGAAAGCUGACCUCAAAAUCAGUGGUGUUUUUAUUUGUCCUCAGAAACUAUUUGGAGAAAGGUAUCAGAAUAUGCACAGAAAUGCCUCGUGCGCUGUGCUGACUGUAUUCAGUGCAGAAGUCUGCGCACUGCGUGAGCCUCCUGCCUGCUGGGACCGCGAAGCAGCAAGAGCUAGUGAUGAGGGAGAGCCGCCUGGUGGGCUGGCAGGAGGCCAGGCAGACCUGAGCCACAUGCAGAGUUUUGCAAUAAAAGAUUAAAAACUAAGAUGGUUCUUACCCCCCACCCUUAUUUCACAAAUAGCAUAAGGAUUCAGCUGUUUUUAAAACAAAUUAGGACAGGAACACUAACCUUGGUGAAAUUUAAAUUAUUGGGAAAUUAUAUGUGCAGGUGAGAUAGAUGAAAGCAAGAAUCUAUGAACUAUGAUUAAAUAAACUCUAUUCUGUGAUAAGAAGUUUUAAUUUUUGUUCCCUGUUUAUUGCCCAGUUCUGUUUCACCCAUCCAGAUAUUUUUCUCUAAUUGGGUUGGAAAGGUGCCAAGCUUCUAGAAAGGAGCUUUAAUUCUGAUUUCCCCCAGCAUCUGUCGUAUGCUCUCAUCGUGGUGUUUACAUUAUAACUUUCACUCUCCUCUAUGGCACCUUUAAAAUUUGGUUUAUUACUUUCAUUACAGAGAGGCAAUUCUGUUUCUAAACAUUUUAUGAUGGUUAAAAACAAAACAAAACAGGCUUUUAUAAAAAAAUAGCUUCCGAAUAUACUUUCAGGUGUCAAAGCUAAGAAUAAAACAUAACCAACAGUGGCAACUGUUUCUUUUGCCCAGCUUUGGACAGUAAUGAGUAAUAAUUUCUCAGGAGGAUUGUGAUGACGUAUGGUCUAUCUGGAAGGUAAAAGACACCAGGAGCCUUGCUAGAUGGGAGUGAUGCUGUGCUGUAUUUUCACCAAGUCCCUGGAGCCCCGUCUGCUCCUGCGGGCAGCAGCAGUGGAGUAAACACAGUGUCGAUCCGUUAGGGUGGAGUGAGCUGUCCCCAGGGUCUGAAUUCCUGCAAACAAACAGCUCAUUUUUUGUUCUCAUUCUAACCAGGGUAAGAGUAUAAAGGUAAUAACUAAAGAAUAUUAAAGCAGCCUUUGCGUUCCACAGCGUGUAUUUAAGUUUGUAAUAGGGAAAGAAUCCAGCAAAACAGUAGUUUAUAACAUCUGAAAAGAGAAUAAAUUAUACAAUUGUACUUAUUUUAAAGGAACUUUGAAAAACUCAAUCAAAUCUUUUUAUCAUUUGUCUAACUACUUGAUAAUAACCAAGAAAAAAAUCCCUAAAUAAAGGACCCAUGUUCCAAAAUUUAUCAAGAUUGAUUUAUUUCUAGUAGAUAUCCUUAAUCUGGUAAAAUUGGCUUAAUGAGAUGAUUACAUUAUAAUAAAGGUAAUAUUGUGGUCUGUAAUUUUGUUGAGGUUUUAUUGUUUUGUUAAUAUACAAAAAAGCUCAAUUAUACAAAAUCAAGCUAAAUAUUACCCAGUCAGAAACAUCAGCCUAUUUAUUUCCUUAGUUCUCACAAAGGAGCUAACUAUAAUUAUGUACUGUGCAAACAGAUCAGUAGUGAGUGGUUGGUGAGUGAAAGAUGAGUUAGGUUGAAGAAAAGAUACGUUUUAUUAAUACUUAUAAGCCACUUUGUUCAUGUUUCCUUUUCAGUAGCAGUUAGGUUUAUUCUUGUUAACUGAGUAAUGAUAUAAGAGAGGUUCGUCUUUUGCUCCCACACAAGCAUUCAUUUGUUGUUUUAGUGAUGAUAUCAUGUCAAAAACUUGAAAAUUUUUGUCACAAUAUAAGAAUUUCUUGAAACAAAAAUCUAAAUUUUUAAAAAUUCUCUUAACUCUCUGCAUUUAAUCUUCACCUGUCCAGAUCUUGACUCUGGGAAUGUCACACUUAUCCCCAGAUGGAACAUGUGAGAUUUAUCUGAAAAAGCAUCACAACCCACAGCUAGUAUAGAAACCUAGCUAGUUUACAGCCAUGUGGAUAAGAACAAUCUUUGAUUCCAAAGGGAGAGGAAAGUGCUUGGCAUCUUGCUUUUUUGUUAAGGACAAAACAACAACAUGAAGACAAAAUGUUUUUUGUUGUCCGUUCAUUAAACUAUAGAAGAAUAUUUUGACUGUUUAUCCUUACAUUAUGAAUGGACUCUGCCGAGCCGUCAGACCCGUGUGGCGUUGUCGGUAGCAGUAAAGCCCCUGACACUCCGAAGGCUGAAAGACGGUACUGAGCACGAUGAAAUGGGGGUCAGAAUCUUUGAAAAUUAUUUUAUCAUGUUUUUUUUAUUUCCCCCUCUUUAUAAAUUACAAGGAUUUUCCAUUCAAUAAAGAUAAUCUUUUCCUAUAA